GGAGUUUGGUUCAGUACGUGAUUAUUUUGGUGUUACUCCUGUUAGGAGUCGUGCUAGGGAUAGGGCGGUACAUGUACGUAAAUGCAGAAUGUAAUAGUUUAAAAAAUUAAAUGAAUCAUCGAAAAUUAAUUAAGAUUAACAAUAUUAAUCAGCUAAAUGAGAUGUCUUUGUUUUAGAAUUGCCGUACUUUUUUUUUUUACUUGCUUCGUAGAAAUGUCAACUUGUUAACCGUGAAUCGUCAUGGAUCUGAUAAUAAAGUUAAGGAGACAUGUUUUUAGUGUCGUCGUUAUUGGAAAGCAGAAACAUUCGUGCAUUCCAAGAAGCUGCACAACUAGGACUCGAAAUGCUUUAUAUUGUACAUAUGCAGUACACAACUAUUCGGUGCCUUGUUACCAAACGAGUCGAUAUUUUAAUUUGACAGUUGGACCAGCAUCAUGUUUUUCUGUGUCAGCGAGAAGAUGUUUAAAAACAUUACACUUGAGGUUAAACUGUAGUCAUAGCGCUCAGUAUUUUUCCACCAGUUGCUGUAAAUUAAAAAACAAAAAGGGUAGUUUCUACCCGUCAAAGCUGUCUGAAAGUGAAGAAGACGAUGGAGAAGAGGGAGAUGAUGCAAUAGAAGAUACAGAGGUAGAGGAGCUGUUCCAGCAGGGAAUGCCCCUUGAAGUGAGUGAAGGAGGUCACCAAGUCUUUAUAGUCCACCCUGAUGUCAAAUGGGGAGCAAAAAAACAGCACCUUACUACAGCGGAACUACAGAUGGCUGAAGCUGUUGGGCUUAUAAACACUCUGCAGAAUUGGACAGUUGUGGAGAAGCUCAUUCUUUCAACAAAAACUCCUGAUAAUAAGCGAAUAUUUGGAAAGGGGAACUUCCAGACUUUGACAGAGAAGAUCAGAAGUUUGCCUCAGAUUACUGCUGUCUUCAUGAACGUAGAAAGAGUAUCUCCAUUAACAGAGAAAGAACUGAAAGAAGCCUGGGGAGUGAAGGUGUUUGACAGAUACACAGUUGUCCUUCAUAUCUUCCGCUGCAAUGCUCGAACCAAAGAGGCCAAACUUCAGAUUGCUCUGGCAGAGAUUCCACUGCUCAGGUCACAGUUGAGAAAUGAGUUGGCUAACUUAGACCAACAAGGCGGGGGAUCCCGGUACAUCAUGGGCUCAGGUGAGACGUUUAUGGAGGUCCAGCAGCGAUUGUUAAAAGAGCGGGAACUGAAGAUCAGAGCUGCCCUGGAGAAGCUGAAAAAGAAGCGACACCUGCUUCGAUCCCAGCGCAAGCAGAGAGAGUUCCCUGUCAUCUCAGUUAUGGGCUACACCAACUGUGGAAAGACAACCCUUAUAAAGUCUCUGACAGGUGACGCAGGACUACAGCCUCGAGAUCAGCUCUUUGCCACUCUGGAUGUCACUGUCCAUGCUGGCCUGCUGCCAAGUCACAUGCCAGUCCUCUUUGUUGACACCAUUGGAUUCCUCUCCCAGCUUCCUCAUCAACUCAUUGACUCCUUCUCAGCUACCCUAGAGGAUGUGGCACAUUCUGACUUGAUCAUUCAUGUCCGAGACAUCAGUCAUCCUGAGACCCUGAACCAAAAAGUGAAUGUUUUAAAUGUCCUCAAGAAACUUCAGCUUCCAACCCAUCUGCUAGAUUCAGUCAUUGAAGUUCAUAAUAAGAUUGAUCUGAUUGAUGGCUAUCAGACUACUGAACCAAACACUGUGGCAAUCUCUGCUCUUCAGGGAAAAGGUCUUCAGAAUUUAAGAAGCAUCAUUGAAGCAGUAGUUCUGAAAAUUACUGGGAAGCAAAUUAUGACUAUUAAAGUGAAUCUGACUGGAUCCCAACUGAGCUGGUUGUACAAAGAGGCCACUGUGCAGGAGGUAAAUGUUUUGCCAGAAGAAGGUUCAGCUAACGUCAAUGUCAUUAUUAGCAAUUCUGCAUAUGGACGAUACAGGAAGCUCUUCCAUGUUUAACAGACUGUUGCACUGAAGAAACUGAAUUGUCUGGAAAUAACCCUCUCUGGAAUCUAGAUUGCCAUACAACAAGCUUGAUGAUCUCUGACCCUCUACAAACAUGUGGUGCUGAAAAAGCAAUAUUAUUCACUGCAUGUUACGCACAUCCAUAAGUACAACUCAAUAUCGCUUGAGUAUACUUUUAUCACCUAAAGCUAAAGAAGUUUCAAGCAUCACAAAAAAGGAUGGUGUAUGAAUCACACAUAAAAGCAUGUACAAACAAUCAAUGUGGGAGGUGUGUGUAUUGCAUUUACAGAUUAAAGCCCAGUAUUACCAUAACAUUUAUUUUUAAUGAUUGAAACAGUUUUCAUAUAAUAGUCUAUAUUUUGCACAGUGCUUUAUCAAAUAAUUGCAUUGCAUUUUUUUCCAAAUUACUGCUGUAAACAUGUUCCUUAAGAGCGUAGGUACAUGUGGAUUCAACAUCUCAAUAUCCUUCAAGUAGUCUUCUGAUAAUAACAAUAAUAAUUAAUUAUCUUUACAACAAACCCGAUAGAUGGAUUGGUGGUAAUCAUUUAAGAGACAGAUUAGAAAGGGGUAUUAUCAAAUAUUUUAUGAGUAGUGGUUAUUCUAAAAUUACCAAUGCUGGGACUAAACAUUGCCUGCCACGGUGUUUGGAAGAAAAGGGAAGUGGUAAAAUUGGAUGUGAACAUUUUGUGUUCAUAUGAUGCAGUACUAUAUGUGUACAAUAUACUUGACUAUGUAACCCAGCUAAGAUUCCAUUCACAACAAAUAAAACACACUUCUGCUAAUAUACAAAUACAGUUGGAUUUUUUUUUUAAUAUUGUACCAUAAAAUGUUAUCAAUUAAUUGGUACAUUUACCAUUAAAACUGCAUUGAUCAUUGAAUUGUGUUUGCCCAGAGUAAAGGCCAGCAAUAAUAA
Acipenser ruthenus (sterlet) is the source of this 2866-nucleotide messenger RNA. It is a transcript of the gene gtpbp6, whose product is annotated as GTP binding protein 6 (putative). The transcript is spliced from 10 exons. Bases 241 to 1947 code for a protein of 568 amino acids. NCBI's taxonomy places the organism in Eukaryota, Metazoa, Chordata, Actinopteri, Acipenseriformes, Acipenseridae. Gene Ontology annotation, cellular component: cytoplasm. The record is from RefSeq and is a predicted model, not a curated record. Gene Ontology annotation, molecular function: ribosome binding; GTP binding.